AAACAUGCGCGAAUUAAUUAAAGUUUAAAUUGGGCUGAAGAACAAAUUAGGCUGAUAAUUGAGGCCCAUAAUAAAGCCCAAAUCCCAUCACAAACACCUCUCUCUCUCUCUCUCUCUCUCCUUGCCGGGAAUAUGAUUCCGUGUUGAAUCUUCGUAACUGACGUGACGCAGAUCGUCUGAGAUUCAACUUCGUAAUCCCCGAUAUUGAAUCUCUCUGGCAGUGUAGGUUUUUCACACUUUUGAUCUGCGCAUUCGGUAGACGGGUAUCUGCAAUUUCGCACUGGAAGGAUUUUCCAGACAUGGGUUUUGAAGCGUUAGGACAAAAAUGUGAACUUGAUGUGUUUUUGUGAGAUUUUUGUGAGAUAUGUCCAGUAAGGUUUGGAGAUGGGUAUUAGGGUUGAUAUACAUAUUUGCCGUUGCUACGAUCUGGAUUGCUGCCAGUUUCGUAGUUCAGUCGGUGGUUGACGAAGGCGUGUCUCCGUUCUUGGUUACUUUCAUUUGCAAUUCGCUGUUUAUGAUUUAUCUUCCCAUUUUUGAGAUUGGACGGUAUUUGGAAGAUACCUACGGAAGCAUAUUGUUCUGGAGAAACAAUAGGAGUUCACAUUUGCCAGAAUCGGUAGAAUCGGAGAAGAGCGUUCUUCUUGGACAAGGCUAUGUGGGUGUAGCAUCGGAUGCACUUGAAGUGUCAAUGGCUGUAGGAGAAGAGAUGUGUAAUCAGAACAGUGAUGGAAUCGAGUCAAGAAUGGAGAAUAUAGAGCAUGAGGUUGAAAGUAGUGUCGAAGUGACUGGAAGUUGCAACAAAGGAUUGGACGAGAAAGGGCGUUGGACACGGGCGCGAGUGGCAAAAGUCAGUCUUUUGAUUUGUCCGUUUUGGUUCCUGGCUCAGCUUACUUUCAAUAUCUCUCUGAAGUACACGACACUGACGUCGAAUACCAUCUUAAGCAGUGCAUCGAGCCUGUUCACAUUUUUGGUAUCUCUAGUGUUCUUGGGCGAAAAGUUCACGUGGUUGAAACUCUUCAGCGUUCUUCUUUGCAUGUCUGGGACCAUAAUCGUCAGCUUGGGUGACUCGGAAUCCGACAAUGCCACAACAGCCAAAAACCCUCUUCUGGGUGAUAUUCUUUCUCUGGUCUCGGCAGCACUGUACGCUGCCUAUAUCACUCUCAUACGCAAAAAGCUGCCGGAUGGCGAAGAAAAGCCCGUGGCCGUCAGUAUGGCUCAAUUCCUAGGGUUUCUAGGUCUUUUCAAUUUCUUCAUUUUCCUCCCAGUCGCUCUCGUACUCCACUUCACAAAUCAAGAACGCUUCAACGUUCUAACUUGGAAACAGUUUGGUCUAGUUGUCGGUAAAGGGUUGCUAGACAACGUCCUUAGCGACUAUCUGUGGGCAAAGGCAGUUCUUCUGACAACAACGACCGUGGCAACGGCGGGGCUCCCCAUUCAGGUUCCAUUGGCAGCCAUUGUAGACACCUUAACGGGAACCAUCCCGACCCUAACCGAUUACAUUGGAGCUCUUGCUAUCAUGGUUGGUUUCGCCGGCAUCAACAUUCCGUCUGAUGCAAUUUUCAAAUCAGAUCAGACUGCCCUCCAGUUAGAGUCUAGGAUACCUAGUACGGAUCCUGGUCAGGUUGUGCCCGAAACUAGAACGGAAUCUUCAUAGAGUGAACAUACAAGAGCUUUUACAGUUGAUUUCUGUAAGUCAUUGAAUAUUGAAUAUAAGAAAUUGGAUACGUGACAAAUGCAAGAGCUUUUACAGUU
Tarenaya hassleriana is the source of this 1752-nucleotide messenger RNA. RefSeq names its product thiamine-repressible mitochondrial transport protein THI74. Gene Ontology annotation, biological process: regulation of peptide transport; transmembrane transport. The record is from RefSeq and is a predicted model, not a curated record. The transcript has 4 exons. Gene Ontology annotation, molecular function: transmembrane transporter activity. Gene Ontology annotation, cellular component: membrane. NCBI's taxonomy places the organism in Eukaryota, Viridiplantae, Streptophyta, Magnoliopsida, Brassicales, Cleomaceae. The coding region runs from base 365 to 1654 and encodes 429 amino acids.